Messenger RNA from Puma concolor (puma), 3147 nucleotides. Lineage: Eukaryota; Metazoa; Chordata; Mammalia; Carnivora; Felidae. The record is from RefSeq and is a predicted model, not a curated record.
AUGAGGAGCGCGGCCAAGGCCUGGAGUCCAGUCAUCAAAGCGGGCAGCCAUGGGGCGGACCGUGCGCGGCCCCUCCCUGCAGCCUCUUCCGGCAUGAAGAGUUCUAAGUCUUCCACCUCGCUGGCGUUUGAGUCCCGGCUCAGCAAGCUCAAGAGGGCCAGCAGUGAGGACAUGCUCAACAAACCAGGAAGUACGGCCGCUUCUGGGGUAGUUCGACUGAAAAAGACUUCGACAGCUGGAGCCAUCUCUGAACUUGCUGAGAGCCGCCUGAGGAGCAACCCAGGGGCUGUGACAACAGCCAAACGGACAGGCAUCCCAGCUCCUCGAGAACUUUCGGUAACCGUCUCCAGAGAGAGAACCGUGCCACGCGGUCCUUCCAACCCCAGGAAGUCGGUGUCCAGCCCCACGUCUUCCAGCACACCCACCCCUACGAAGCACCUGCGGACCACCUCCGCAAGACCCAAGCCAGAGAAUGAAGGCGGGGAAAAGGCCGUGCUCGAGUCCCAGGUUCGGGAACUCCUGGCAGAAGCCAAAGCGAAAGACAGUGAAAUUAACAGGCUUCGAAGCGAGCUGAAGAAAUGUAAGGAGAAAAGGACUCCGAGCACUGAAGGAACCGAGCCUUCCGACGCAAAUGCAGAUGGAACGCCCGUCUCCCCAGGCGACUCGGAACCCUUGCUAAGAGCUCUUGAGGAGAAGAACAAGAAUUUUCAGAAGGAGCUUGCAGAUCUGGAGGAGGAAAACCGGGCCUUGAGGGAGAAACUGACUCAUCUGGAGCAUUCCCCAAAUUCGGAGGGGGGUGCUAGUCACACGGGGGAGAGCAGCUGCCCAACGUCCGUAACUCAGGAGUCCAGCUUCGGAAGCCCACCCGGAAAUCAGCUGUCGGGCGAGCUCGAUGCCUAUCGGCACCCCAUACACGAAAACGCGUUAAGGACAUCAGGCUCUUCAAGCAGCGACGUCACCAAAGCUUCUUUGUCCCCGGAUGCCUCGGAUUUCGAGCACAUCACAGCCGACACGCCCUCCAGGCCCCUGUCCUCCAGCAGCAACCCCUUUAAGAGCUCCAAGUGCUCCACGACAGGCAGCUCCCCCAACAACGUGAGCGAGCUGUCCCUGGCCUCCCUCGCGGAGAAGAUACAGAAGAUGGAGGAAAACCAGCACAGCACGGCCGAGGAGCUGCAGGCUACUCUGCAGGAGUUGUCGGACCAGCAGCAGAUGGUUCAGGAGCUGACGGCCGAAAACGAGAAACUGCUGGACGAGAAGACGAUCCUGGAGAGUUCUUUCCACCAGCACCGAGAGAGGGCCGCGCAGCUAAGUCAGGAGAACGAGAAGCUGAUAAACCUCCUGCAGGAGCGCGCAAAGAGCGAGGAGCCCGCCGCCGUUCAAGAAGGCAAAAUCCUGGAGCUGGAGCAGAAAUGCGCAGAAAUUCUUGACCAGGGCCGCUUUGAAAGAGAGAAGCUGCUUAACAUCCAGCAGCAGCUGACCUGUAGCCUCCGGAAGGUGGAGGAGGAGAACCAAGGAGCUUUGGAAGCGAUUAAACACCUCAAGGAAGAAAACGAAAAGCUGACCGGGGUUCUGGAACGGGAGCGGUGUAAUAACGGUGUGAUGGCCAAAACUCUGGAGGAGUGCAAGGCGACCUUGGAAGGGCUGCAGAUUGAAAAUGGGUCUUUGAAGGCGCAUUUGGAGAGUGAGCAGCAGAAAGCGACGGAGACCGGUCCCGUGGGGCAGACGGCAGAGGCGCGUGAAGUUCAAGAGAUGUUGAGAGUCGCUCGAGCUGAGAAGGAUCAGCUGGAACUGUCUUGCACCGAGCUCAGGCAAGAAUUGCUAAAGGCCCAUGGUGAAAUUAAACAUGUUUCAAGCCUACUGGCCAAGGUGGAAAAGGAUUAUUCUUACUUGAAGGAGAUAUGUGAUCGUCAGGCAGAACAGCUGAGCAGAACCAGCCUCAAGCUGCAGGAGAAAGCGUCAGAGAGCGAUGCGGAGAUUAAAGACAUGAAGGAAACCAUAUUUGAACUGGAAGAUCAGGUGGAACAGCAUCGGGCUGUCAAGUUACAUAACAACCAGCUCAUCAGUGAGCUAGAAAGCAAUGUGAUGAAGCUGGAGGAACAGAAGUCAGACCUGGAAAGGCAGCUGAAGACGCUCACUAAGCAGAUAAAGGAGGAGACCGAGGAGUGGAGACGGUUCCAGGCGGACCUGCAGACCGCGGUGGUGGUGGCCAACGACAUCAAGUGUGAGACACAGCAGGAGCUACGCGCCGUGAAGCGGAGGUUGCUGGAGGAAGAGGAGAAGAACGCGAGGCUGCAGAAGGAGCUGGGGGACAUGCAGGGCCACGGCAGGUUGGUCACGACGGAGCCAUGCAUGCUACCUGUGAAUGAAGAGUCAGAACCCCCCGAGGUCGAUGCUCCCAGCCGGUGGCAUGGCGUCUAUGUGAACAGAACAUCUCCGACGCCUUCGGAAUCUGCGACCACCGUUAAGUCCCUCAUCAAGUCAUUUGACUUGGGACGUCCAGGUGGAACCGGACAGAAUAUUUCUGUCCAUAAAACCCCCAGAAGCCCCCUGAGUGGGAUCCCCGUGAGGACCACUCCAGCUGCUGCUGUUUCUCCAAUGCAGGUAAGAGAGCUUUGGCCACAUCUUCUAAAGGGAAGGGGUGAGGACCUGAAACCGGACCCUUACCUCCGCAAGAGCCCCUCGCUCGAGUCUCUGAGCAGACCCCCUUCUCUGGGCUUCGGGAACACGAGGCUGCUGAGCGCUUCCACGGGGGGCUUGAAACCACAAAGCAAACUCAGUGUGGAGAGAAGAGACCCCCUGGCUGCCUUGGCCCGGGAAUAUGGCGGCUCCAAGCGCAACGCUCUCCUGAAAUGGUGUCAGAAGAAGACAGAAGGCUAUGCGAACAUCGAUAUCACCAAUUUCAGCAGCAGCUGGAGUGAUGGCUUGGCCUUCUGUGCUCUCCUCCAUACCUACCUGCCUGCCCACAUCCCGUAUCAGGAGCUGAACAGUCAGGAGAAAAAAAGAAAUCUCUUGUUGGCAUUUGAAGCAGCUGAAAGUGUGGGCAUCAAACCCAGCCUGGAGCUCAGUGAGAUGCUGUACACGGACCGGCCCGACUGGCAAAGCGUGAUGCAGUACGUGGCCCAGAUCUACAAGUACUUUGAGACGUAA